This is a messenger RNA of Acanthosepion pharaonis, 636 nucleotides long. The record is from the annotation of a GenBank genome assembly. Lineage: Eukaryota; Metazoa; Mollusca; Cephalopoda; Sepiida; Sepiidae.
AUGUACUCUGUCUACAUUUCAGAGGCAUUCUUUCUUUCUUUCUUUCUUUCUUUCUUUCUUUCUUUCAUUCAUUCAUUCUUUCUUUCUUUCUUAAUAUUUCCUUUGAUUCAUUCUUUCUUCCUUUCGCAAUCACUCCUUUGUUUCAGUCUUUCAUUUACAACCAAUGCUAUCUUUUUACUUUAUUUCUUUGUUUCUUUCUUCCCUACGUUUUUUUUCUUUUUUACAAUCACUCUUUUGUUUCAUUAUUUCUUUUACAAUCACUGCCUUCUUUCGUUCUUUCUUUUCUUUUCUUUCUUUCUUUCUUUCUUUUCUUUGUUUGUUUGUUUGUUUGUUUGUUUCUUUAUUUCUUUCUUUCUUUCACAUUUAUUCCCUUGUUUCAUUCUUUCACAAUCAUUCCCCUGUUUAUUUUUAUUUUGCCAUUCGUUCUUUCACAAAGGCUCACUCACUUCUUUCUUUCUUUCUUUCUUUCUUUCUUUCUUUCUUUCUUUCUUUCUUUCUUUCUUUCUUUCCCUUGAAGAUCUUAGCUGUAGUUUUUCUUUGAUUUCUUUUCCUUUGAUUUCUUUUCCAUUUCUUCCCGCUUGUUUUUCACCUACCGUCAUUUUCUUCUCCCCUCCUUGUCUCUACGCCUUAACUUAG